This is a messenger RNA of Cutaneotrichosporon oleaginosum, 1657 nucleotides long. RefSeq lists its product as uncharacterized. The record is from RefSeq and is a predicted model, not a curated record. Gene Ontology annotation, cellular component: snRNA-activating protein complex. Lineage: Eukaryota; Fungi; Basidiomycota; Tremellomycetes; Trichosporonales; Trichosporonaceae. Gene Ontology annotation, molecular function: RNA polymerase III type 3 promoter sequence-specific DNA binding; RNA polymerase II cis-regulatory region sequence-specific DNA binding. Gene Ontology annotation, biological process: snRNA transcription by RNA polymerase II; snRNA transcription by RNA polymerase III.
CAUCGGUCCCCCACCGUCCACCGUACCAGAGUCCUCACACAUUCACACUUGUUGUUCAACUCGAGACAAAGCACAACCCCCCUAGUCCUGCACACGCCAACGCCGUGAUGGCUUUCCGCCAGACGUCCCGUCUCAACAAACCCGUUCCGCCACGCUUGCGCUAGCCUCCUUAGCCCCAAGCGCCCCUCACUCUUCUCCGCACGCAUCCCAUUGCCGCCCCGCCGCCACUUAACCAUGACGGCCACGCUUUCUCUCUUUAACCCACUUGGCGACAUGGACAUUCUGUCCCAUCCCCCCGCUGCUCCCACUCCGGUGGAGAGCACGUCCACGCCAGAGGGCCACCGCCCGCGUCGCCGCUGGACCGCCGACGAGGACGCGCGCCUCAUCGCGGCUGUCAAGAAGUACGGCUCGCAGCGCGGACCCGGCAGCCAGUGGUCCAAGAUCUCGGCCGGCCUGCCCGGCCGGACCAACAAGGACUGCCGCAAGCGCUGGUUCCACAGCCUCGACCCCCGCGUGCGGAAGGGUCGCUGGUCGCCCGAAGAGGACGAGCUUCUGCGCAAACUGUACGCUGAGUUGGGCCCCCAGUGGAAGGCAAUUGCCCUCCGCAUUCCCGGCCGCAAAGACGACCAAGUGUCGAAGCGUUGGCGCGACGUGCUCGCUCCCGAGCUCACGAGCAAGAAGCCAUGGAGCGACGAGGAGGAUGCUCUCCUCCUAGCGCUGCUUGAAGAGAAGGGCCCGAAGUGGACCGCCAUUGCAGAGCAGCUCCCCGGCCGCUCUCCGAUUGCCUGUCGCAACCGCUCGAGGAAGUACCGCAAGCCUGCCGCCGCUGCUCCUUCGAUCACGUCUAUCGCCUCGACCCCGGCCCGCUCCUCGCCCGCCUCUUCUCCCGAGGGGGCGUACGUCGACCUACUCCUCGCCCAGGCAGCCCAGAGCCAGCCUCAGCACCCUCCCCACCACUCGACGGCCCACGUACCAAGCCACGACCACGAUUGGCACCUGCCGCAGCUCGGAGCCGUCCCGCCCACACUCGACCUCUUCAACUUUGACGUCGCCAACGCGCCAUUGUCUGGCCUCGCUCCCGUAUCGGGCGUCUCCGGCGUCUCCGGCAUUUCCGGCGUCACGGGCUCCGACGCCGCCGAGCAUGGUCUCCUCGAGAACUGGCUCGCGAGCAUGGGCGGCGUCCCGUCUUCAACGACGAGCUCGGCGUCCAGCGCCUCCGCCACUCUCCCCGUGACGACGGAGCACGCGACGCCUGACUCGCUCGCCACCCUCGCCACCACCGACAAGCCUCUCCAAAUGCUCUACGGGCACUCGGAUACGCCCGUCAACAACAUGUGGAGCCUGUGCCUCGCCCUCGACCGCGGCGAGCACAGCGUCACGGUCUCGUCCGAGCUGCUGCGCCACCUCAUCGCCUACGCGCCGCAGAAACUGCGCCAGGAAGGCCUGAGCAUGGAGCUGUCAUAGCCGCGGGAAGCGGCGAAGCGUAGCCGAGGCCGAGGUAGGCCGAGGUCGGAGGCAUGCAGAAACCCUACCCUACAAAACCAUUCAUACUCGACUAGAUACGGACAGUCUGUAGUGUACCACCAUGUAGAGUAAUGAGUAAUCCGUGCUCCCGCUUCCCUUGUCGCUGAGCCUGCAUGCCUGUCGCACCUGCAAG